AUGGCACAGGCUCCAUCAUCUCCGUUAUCGCCGCACCCGUCAGCGCUUCUCUUCUUGGUCACCGGCAUCCCAGCUGCUGGAAAGUCCACUUUUCUUGCCGCUGCGCAGCGCCACGUCCUCCAACGCGAUAGCAUCUCGGGAAAAGUGCCGCUCUUCGGUGGGCGCUGCCACGGUCGCAUAUGUGCUGUGCUGGAGCUCGACAAAGUGCUCGCAGAUCUCGAUGCGGCAACAGUGCGCGAGAAAGACACAGCUGCCUCAGCAGGGGAGCAUAAGUUUAGCCCGCGACUUUGGAGGCGAGCCACGAGGCGGCUGCUGGAACUGACUCAGUCAGCGCUGCGCACGUGUAUUGCGGGCACCGUCAACGGUGACGCGACGGAGAACGCGGUGGUCCCCAUGGUCUUUGUGGAGGACAACAUGCACUACCGGAGCAUGCGAGAGCGCUAUUAUCAGGUGUGCCGCACCCUGGAACGAGAAGAGUAUUCUCUCCAGUCGUCGCAGAAAGACCCGACAGCCGCGGGGCAGUCACGGCAGGCCCUCAUUGUACUUUUCGAGCUCCGCUUCGCCACGCCGCUGGCCGUGUGCCUUGCACGCAAUGCACAGCGUGGUAAUCCUCGAGAAGGGUCCGGCAAAGAGCAGGCACGCGCAUCUGCGUGGGUGCCACCGCCGGUAAUCUGCUCUAUGGAUGCCUUGUUCGAUCACUGCUACGAGACCGCCGACCCUGCGGACCAUGCGGCGUGGGCACCAUGUCACUGGAAUGAGUGGCAGUGGACUGCAACGACCCAGCCGUGGGGGCUGCUCGUGCAUGCCACGCAAGGUGCUGAGGCGGAUGAGAUGUGUCCUACCGCAAUGUCAGAAACGGCAGCGUGUUUCUUUGACGUAGCGCUACAGCGGCCUGAGGCGUGGGACGCGUGCCAAGAGCAGUGCCGGAACAUCGCCCGCUCUCGGCUUCAGCGGCUGCGCGACGACGAGCAGAUGGAUGAGACCACGCGUCUCCGGCGUGCCGCCGAGACUGUCGAAUCUUACACGCAUCAGCUGGACCUGCAGCUUCGGGGCGUCGUGCACGCGUUCCUUCGCCAGCAGAAUCAGCAGAAAGCGUAUGGGACUGACGCUGCGCCCACGCCGCAGCGAGCGGCCCUAUUUCGCAGAAGGAUUGUAGUCGCGAAGAAAGAGGCCACACAGCAGUUCAAGGUGCAGCUGCGACAACUGAACACCGCAAAACACGAACGGAUAGACACGAUCACCAUUGACUUGCUCGGCAGUGGCAUUGAUGACAUUCAGGAGUCCGUCGUUCAACAGUUCCAGCAACAUCUGCUAGACCUCUGGCGAGAACUUGAGUAA
Molecule: messenger RNA, 1338 nt
Organism: Leishmania major strain Friedlin
Lineage: Eukaryota; Euglenozoa; Kinetoplastea; Trypanosomatida; Trypanosomatidae
Exons: 1
Coding region: 1-1338 (445 amino acids)
Molecular function (GO): kinase activity; tRNA binding
Source: RefSeq, a predicted model, not a curated record